Messenger RNA from Anopheles cruzii, 3890 nucleotides. RefSeq names its product protein unc-13 homolog 4B-like. The record is from RefSeq and is a predicted model, not a curated record. The coding region runs from base 1 to 3660 and encodes 1219 amino acids. Lineage: Eukaryota; Metazoa; Arthropoda; Insecta; Diptera; Culicidae. The transcript is spliced from 11 exons.
AUGGCGCCCAACGAUGGAGAUCAGCGGCCGGUGAAGGCCGUGGAGGCUGUGGUGGUGGCUGAAGCGGUGGUGGCGGCGGGCAAUGGUGAUGCCCGCACUCCUCCUGGCACGACGAUCAUCGGGAACGGUCCUGUGGCUGCCAACGGCAAGCAAGUCAAGCGGAAGCAUUUCUUCGAAAAAUUCGGCACCCUGCUCAAGCAGCGCUCGGAUGCGUUUCUGUUGCACGUAAACAAACCCGUUCCGCCGCACGGCGAAGAAUCGGACUCGCCGGGUGGUGGCCGGACCAGCGGAAUGGCCGGCGCGUCUCAGCCAAGUGGAACGGCACCAGCGGCGGCGGCGGGGUCGGCUGGAGUCACUACGUCUUCCAGCCUACAGCGCGGGACCACCGUUGUUGGGGUGGACCAGGAAAACUACAUUGAAGUCCUGUACGAGAAAAUUCUGCACGAGGUGAAGCAGGGUAACAUCGUCGACCGGCAGAAGAAGCUCACCCCGAAGGGCCUCUACUCGUACAUCCAGGAGGUAUUCGGGGUGGACGAAGCAAAGCACGCCGAACUGGAGCAGCGCGUCAACACGAUGCUGGCGCAGGACAUCUAUCUGCGCGUGGAGAUCAUGGAGGCGAAGCUAACGUCCCGACCAGACUCCGCGGAACUGCCACCGAACCCGUUCGUGGUCGUGUACCUGCAGGAGAAACCUCGCGAGACCCACCGGACCGCCACGGUUCCCGGUGCCCUCAACCCAACCUGGAAUCAACAGUUUCCGGUUGCCGUCAAGCAGGACACGAAGGAGACGCUUCUGAUCGAGGUGUACGACAACGCGCCCAGUCGAAAUAAGUUGCACCGAGCGUUGCGGAUCGCCCGCAAGUACGUGUUGUCCCUGUUCAUGCCGGUCGCGUCGCAGUGCAAAAUGAUUGGCCGCGCCAGCAUCUCGCUCGAGUCCAUCACAUCGACCGGGCUGGUGUCCUGGUACAGUUUGGCCAAGAAGAAGAAGCCCGACCCGCAGGGCACGAUCAAGGUGAAGUUUUUCUUCACCUCCAAGCUGGAGAAGGCCACGGCCAAGCGGGAGUACGAGCAGAUGCUGCACCUGAUCCUGGACUACGAGCUGCGCACCUCGAGCGUGGCCCGCUACUGGUGGGCCGGCAAGCUGACCAACGAGGGCGAGUCCAUCCUGGCGCAGUACUGCAAGUGCGCCAACCUAACGGCGAGCGAACAGACGGCGAUCGCUUGGUUCGUGUACAGCCAGAUCCAUCUGACCUACCCGCUGUCGAUAGGGUUGCUCGAGAGUGUGCUCGACAAGCUGUGCACCGGGUACGACAACGUCCUGGCGAGCGACGACGAACGAGGCCGGUUCUGGGACGGUGUCCGACGCAUUCUGCCCUCCUGCCUGUCGAUCGUGAUGAAGAUGCGCAAACGGAUCGCGGGCGAUAAGGACAUCGUGAAGACGAUUACCUCCGUGCUGCAGUUGCUCGCGAAAGCGGACCAGCUGGCCGGCAAGAAGGGUGUCAAUCUGUUCGACGACGCCACCGUUAGAUCUCUCAAACAAAUGGGUGCGCUCGGCUGUACGAAACAUUCCACCAUGAGGGAAGCGACCGUGCUGGCGGUGCAGCACGGUGCCAGGACUUGGUUCGAGUCGUCGCUGGCCACAGCCAUCGAGGGAAGCCAGACGAACGACGAGAAGCUUCGAUCGCUGAUCAAGUUCGUGCAGCUGCUUCAGUCGGACCUGCUACGAGCGAAAACGUACUACGAUGGUGUCUUCAAAGACGUUAUGGCGAUCGAUUACAGCCGGGAAGUGUCCAUUCAGCAUGAAUCGCGCAUCGUGUCGCACCUGCGGCCGAUCGUGCAAACGAUCUGCAACGGGUUCAAGAAGAUCACGCUCAAGAUGGAGCAGCUCGAGCGGCGCGCCGAGAUGGAGAGCCUCGACAUGAGUUCGGCCCUGUUCGAGCUGUACCUCAUCCUGAAGCUGUUCCUCCAGCAGACGGACACCGUCGUCCAGUCGGCCCACAAUCCGUACAUCGUCGAGUUUCACCAAUGGUUCCGUGGCGGUAUCGUGUACUACCUGGACGUGUUUGCCAUUAAGACUAUUUCGCGCGUCGUGACGGUGCUGGAGGAGGACGAUCUAAGGCCCGGCAACGGCGACACGACGCCGGGGGACGGCCUCCGGCGUAAGCACUCACCGUCGACGGGCGAGAUUCUGGAGAUCGUUGCGCAAAUCAAAAUCUUCUGGCAACAGUUGGCGUGGCCGGACAAGGACGAGUUGCGAAAGUUCCUGAAGCGAAGCAUCGGAGACAUCUGCAGUUGCUGCAUUUUCUACGCCGAUCGGCUGCUAGCGAAGGUCCGAAGCCUGAACGCGGCCGGGUCAACACUGCCGGCCAAUGGCGGUCCGAACGGAGCGCAACUGGCAACACUCGAUCGCUCGCUGGUCGUACUGUCGAACGUGAGCAUCCUGACCGACACGCUGACCCGACUACCGGACGAGCUCGGUUACAGCCGGAACCGGGACAGUGCGGGCAGUGCCGGCAGCAGCGCCACUACCGCUAGCGACGGUGAGAAGGGACAGCGCAAGACAUCACUGGAGCAGCUGAUGGUCGACGAAAUGCUACCGAUCGACGGGUUGGCCAGCUGGCGGCGAAAGUGUGUCCAGUUCAUCGUCGAACACGUCACGCAGACGACCCGUGGCGCGCUCGUGGCUUGUGUGGACGUGGCCACCAACGCUGGAGCCAGCAAUGGGUUCUUCUCCACGAAGGCAACCCCAUCGGCAGCGGAAUGCGUGGAACGGUUGCGGCACUGGAUUGAGGAAUCGUCGGCCCGAUUAAGUGUGGGACUCACCGAAGAGGACCUGCGCACCGUCGAGCGGGAUCUGUGGACAACGGUCGAAGCGACGCUCGAUGAGGCCAUCAAGAAACUGCUGGAGAAAAAAGACAACCUUGCCACCUUCCAGCGGCUCCGUGGCUGUUUCGCGCUCCUGAGCGUACGUUACUUCCGCACACUAGAGGACACGGUCAGAUGCUCCACGAUCGCCGAACGGCUAGAUACGUUCAGUCUCACCACCAACGAGCUCAUUCAUCGGUACUACCUCGAUCGGCACCGGCAACAGGAGCAGCUCGAGGAACCGGAGUGCGGUCUGCUGACCGUGCGUUGCUGGUUCCAACCGGACGGCCUACAAAUCAAGAUCCUGCGAGCCGACCAGCUACGGUUGCCGAAGGACUACAAACACUCGUGCGAUAGCUACGUCAAAAUCAACGUUCUCCCGUCGGACCGGUUCGGUCCACCGCCACUUCCGGAGCUGAAGACAAAGACGAAGGCGAAGAACUUUUCGCCCGUCUACAACGAAACAUUCAUACUAAAACUCAACCCGGUUCAACAUUCCCUAAAGGACUCGCUCCUGAUGCUGAACGUGAAGGUCUCGGAGUUACUCGGUCUCAGCCAGAAGCACAUCGGGGAGUGCUAUGUACCGCUGGAGGCCAUCCCGAUCGUGCGCGAUGCUAGCGAGGCGCACGAAAUCGCCCCCAUGACCAUUCCACUCAGCCUGCCCUUCACGAUCGCGUCCUUCUCCGUGACGGCCCUGGAAAACCGUAGCCACGACAAGAUGGCGGCCCAAUUUCUGAAGAAACUUAAGCAAAAGAUGGGCAUCGCACCGUACACGAUGAGUACGCUGAGUUUGUAGCACCACACAGUGGAACUGGACCCUCACCUGGAGGAAGACAACGGAUCUAGGUGCUUUACGCUAGAAGCUUUGUGAUGGUGUAUAUAUAGAUAGUGAUAAUAUUUCGUACUCAUUAGACACUAAGAGAGUUUCGGUUUCCGAUCAAUCGCAUGCUUCAUAAAUGUGUUAUCGAUUUCGUGGUAAGUUUAAUUUUGAUCUUUCCGUUUCAAGCCAUUUGAGCCAAACACAGC